This is a messenger RNA of Molossus molossus (Pallas's mastiff bat), 669 nucleotides long. Its product is annotated as methyltransferase-like protein 7A. Gene Ontology annotation, molecular function: S-adenosylmethionine-dependent methyltransferase activity. The record is from RefSeq and is a predicted model, not a curated record. Lineage: Eukaryota; Metazoa; Chordata; Mammalia; Chiroptera; Molossidae. The transcript has 2 exons.
AUGGUAACAUCUGCCAUGCCCAUGGUGACUCCUAUCUUCUUGCUGGAGAUCUACAGAAUCAUACUUUACCCGUGGUGGUCCUGCCACCCUCACCCCCUCCUGUUCCCCUAUCCUGUGGUUCUGGGCUCUAUUUCCUGCAAGCUGGCUGUCCUCACCCACCUGCUCUUUCUGGCCAACUGCAUCCUGGCAUUUACCAUGUGCCUGCUGAACUUUCUGGGCUUGUGGAACUGGAAAUGCAAAAAAUGUUUUCCUUGCUUCUUGAUGAGACUCACUGCAGUGUACAACAAACAGAUGGCGAGCAAGAAGCGGGAGCUCUUCAACAACCUGCAGGGGUUCGUGGGUCCCUCAGGGAAGCUCUCCCUGCUAGAGGUGGGCUGAGGCACAGGGGCCAACUUCAGGUUCUAGCCGCCUGGAAGCAGGGUGACCUGUAUUGACCCCAACCCCAACUUUGAGGAGUUCUUGAUCAAGAGCAUUGCCAAGAACCAACACUUGCAGUUCGAGCGCUUCGUGGUGGCUGCCGGGGAGAACAUGCACCAGGUGGCAGAUGGCUCCAUGGAUGUGGUGGUUCUCACUCGGGUCCUGUGUUCAGUGGAGAAUCAGGAGCAGAUCCUCCAGGAGGAGUGCAGAGUGCCAAGGGGUGAGUUGGGGGGUGGGGAGGAAGAAAGGUAG